AUGCCUCUGUUUUUUUUUUGCAUUAAUGUUUUUGCAUACAUGCACCUGUUUUUUGUUUGAAUGUUUUUGCACAUAUGCCCAACUGGAAAGUUGGUAUUCAGUUUCGUGAAAAUAAUCUACUAUUCUUUCUUUUCUAGAAUUGCAUGUUAAAUGUCUUGAUCUAAUAAAUAGCAUAACAAUUGAAUUGAGGCAACAGAAUAGGAGAAGAGAAAGAUUUGUACAAUUUAUACUAUAUCAUCUCUUUGGAAAAAAAUUGGUAGUAAUGGACAUGUUAGAUAGCUCGGGCUCGAUUGUGAAAUGUUCUCUCUAUUUCAAAAAGUUUUAUCAUUGCUAUUUACAUUUGAAUUGGUGUCUUCUUUUCUUUCUUUGACAUUUGAUCCAUGAGAUGCUUUUCUCUGACCGACUCUAUCAGCAAUAAUACCGUAGUGGUGGUAAAUUGUACUAGGAUGAAUCAUGUGUUUUUUUUUUUUUGUGAAAUAUUCUAGUGAAAAUAACUGAAUAGUAACAAAAUAACUGAAUAAAAGAAACAUAAAACAUAGGAAGCAAAGUCAAUCAAAGAUUUUCUGACCAUAGUAACCAAAAUCGAUCAGUCCUCUUUGGAUAGCAUCCAUAGUCAUGGUUUGCUUUGCUGGAAAGGAAAGAUGAUAGUUCUUCUUUGUAUUCUUUUCCUGUGGAUCUUCUCUCCAAGUUUUCCAACAAAAAAAUUACAGGCUAACAUGGCACAAGCUGAUGAAGAGGACCAGAAAGAAAAAGCCAGGAAAGAUUACGCCGAUUUCUUGGAGAAGGUGAAAAAGACAGUGUUCAUCGACAACAUCUCACCCAAAGCCACAACUUCAGUAGUAGAAUCAGGACUGCAGCAAUUUGGAAAUGUUGUUAAUGUGGAGUUUAUGCCGAACUACAUGAUUCCUUAUAAUAUCCCACAAUGCGCUUUAGUGGAAAUGGAGGAUCAGAAACAGGCUCUUAAAGCAAUUGAUGCCAUGACUAACUAUCCAUUCAUGAUGGGGGGAAUGCCGAGGCCUGUCAGGGUGACGGCCGCGAAGGUGGAGAUGUUCUGUGAUCGUCCUGCGCCGCCUGAUAGAAGGAAGAUUAGAUUUCGUUGGAUGCAGCCAACAGAUCCCCACUUCCAUGCGAUGAAGAAGUUUAGGUGGCUUGCCAGGAGGCAUACUGCUGAAUCUUUAGCUAUGAUUAAGCACCUACUGGCAAGCGAUGAGGAGCUUGCGAAGCAGCAGAAGAAGAUGCUCGAGGCCAACUACGAGAAGCUUGACUUGACGGAGAAGCACAAAAGAUCUUUGCGCCGCUUGACACAACUAUACGGCAUCGAUGUAGAUGAAGAGUAGGCGCUUUUUCAGUUCAUUGUAUAGUCGGCUGCUGACGCCGUAACUGGUCUGCGUUGAAUGUAGAUAAUCCAGCAAGUGGUCUUUUGUGGAUCUUGGACCUAGAGGUGCUGUUUGAACCCUCUUGUCUCACUGUUAGUUAUGUUGCAGAAGAUUGUGAACUAAAUCAGUGGGUGUAUCUGAGAUAAGUACUCCACAGAAUCACAGCUUCCCACGACUGGUAAGUGGUAAUCCCAUUCAACUGCUCUCCCAAUUUUUGUUGUGUGGUAGUGUGGGAAAAGUAAUUUCUUGGGGAUCAUAGUUGUUGAAAUUUUAUUUCCAUGAAAAAGUUGGUAUCUUUAUUGUCA
Ananas comosus (pineapple) is the source of this 1681-nucleotide messenger RNA. RefSeq lists its product as uncharacterized. Gene Ontology annotation, molecular function: RNA binding. The coding region runs from base 642 to 1337 and encodes 231 amino acids. Lineage: Eukaryota; Viridiplantae; Streptophyta; Magnoliopsida; Poales; Bromeliaceae. The record is from RefSeq and is a predicted model, not a curated record. The transcript has 2 exons.